AUGAGCACAGAACCAGCUUGUUCUUUAAUGAGCCAAGGAACCACCAAGACAUACAAACUUCCUAUCGAGCACCUGGAUUAUAGCUUUGUGGAGAAAUGCACUGAUGUGAAGUAUUUGGAAAAAGUUCUUAUUGUGUUAAGAUCAGGUGAAGAGGGAUUUUACCCUGAUCUGAUAAGAUUUUGUGAGAAGAAAAUUGAAAAGCUGGAUCCUAAAAGUCGUAUCCUUCGAACAAACAACCCACCAGCAACUGCUGCUAGCUUCACCAAAGAAGAAUGGCAAGAAAUCACCAGUGACCUGAAGAGUUGGACAGAUAAAAUGAAGCAAAAGGAAAAUGAAGCAAAAUGUAGAAAAGUUGAAUGUUUUAAUUCCGAAAAACAAGCACCUGUUCGUGGUGUUAAUGCCUCAGUUCUUUCCCAGCAGAGUGGCUUUGGUGAUCAAAAAUCAACAAAGAAGAGGAGAAUUAUCCCUAGGGAUUAUAGAGAAUGGGAUAAGUUUGACGUGGAGAAAGAGUGUUCCAAAAUUGAUGAAGGAAAGCUAAAAAGCAGUUCCAAAACAAUUGUCAAUGAUGGCAUUUCUAGCUUCGGAAAGGAAAUUGACACAACAGGUAUGACUGAUCAAGAAAAGAUGGUUUUAUCUGAUCGAGAGAGGGACAAGGGAAAUGAAGCUUUCCGAGCUGGUGACCACAAGGAGGCUUUGCUUUACUACACCAGAAGUAUAUCAGUCAUACCAAACGUGGCUGCAUUUAACAACAGAGCUCAAGCAGAAAUUAAGCUUCAGAACUGGCAGAAUGCCCUUAAUGAUGUUGAAAAAGUGUUGGAGUUAGACCAUGGCAACUUGAAAGCACAUCUACGUCGUGCCACUGUUCAUAAACAACUGGGUAACUAUCAAGAGGCAAAAGAUGAUUUGAAGAUGGUGUUACAAGCUGAACCAGACAAUUCGAUAGCAAAGAAUUUGCUUGAGCAAGUUGAACAGAAGCUGAAAGCUUCUCAGCCUGUUGGGAGAACACAGAAAAAGGGAAGAAAGAUGUUUAUCAAAGAAAUAGAGGGCUCUGAUGAUGAGAACGAAAGAGAAUUGAUGAAUAAGAAUGAAGAAUCUAGUAAGCCGGUGGGUGGAAGGACAUCAAAAGCAAAGACUGUAAUGGGGAAUACACAGAAAAAGUGUUCUCACAAACGGGAAGGUCAGACUAAUGAAAAGAACUGCACUAAAGGAAAGGAUACUGGCAGUGCUACAACAUGGAACAACACGAAAAAAGAAGCUAAAGCUAAUUCAUCAGCACUGAGCAGAACUGAGCCAAGUAAAUUUGGGCAUGAAACUAAGGGUGAAAAUGUCAAGAAUGUUACAAUUCCUGAGGCAAGAAAAGGUCAUGAACCUCCGAGAACUGAUUUGGGUCAAAUGUUUCCAUCUGGGUCAAGUUCAGAGACAGAAAAAGGAAAGAAUAAUACAUGGGCCUUGCCCCCUGCUGUGGCAAAUCUUAAGAGUGAAGGAAAUGAGCUGUUUAAAAAUGGACAGUUUGGAGACGCAGUGAUCAAAUACACAAAAGCCAUUGCAGAGCUAUUUGAAUCAGGAGUGGAAAGUCCACAAGAACUGAGCAUCUUGCACUCAAAUCGAGCAGCAUGCUAUCUGAAGGAUGGAAAUUGCACUGAGUGUAUCAAGGAUUGUACUAGAGCUUUAGAGCUGCAGCCAUUUUCGGUGAAACCUCUCUUGCGACGGGCCAUGGCUUAUGAAUCCCUAGAACGUUAUCGGCAGGCUUAUGUGGAUUAUAAAACAGUACUUCAGGUGGAUAGCCGGAUCCAACUUGCAAAUGACAGUGUCAACAGGAUAACUAAGACACUAAUAGAAGAAGAUGGUGUAAACUGGAGAGAAAAAGUAUCAGCAAUCCCAGUAGUCCCUGUAUCUGCACAGCAACAUAGGUGGGAGAACGAUUCUAUUUCCCAUGCUGCUGGAAGUAAAAUCCAGAUGACUAAUGAAAACCAACACACAUCUCCAAACCAUGGUAAAAAUGUAGAAGAACAUUUUAUUUCCUUGAAGCAGGAAGGUAAUAGUUUUGUGAAGAUGACCCAGUACAAAGAAGCCAUUGCAAAGUACAGUGAAUGCUUAAAAUUGAAAAUCAAUGAAAGCACAAUUUAUACAAACCGAGCUCUAUGUUAUUUGAAACUGAAUCAGUAUAAGGAGGCUGAAGAGGACUGUAAUACAGCUCUGCAGUUGGAGCCCGCUAAUAUAAAAGCAUUUUACCGAAGAGCCCUGGCUUACAAAGGGUUAAAAUGCUACAAAUCUAGUAUUGAAGAUCUCAAGAAAGUACUGAAGCUUGAUGUAAAUGUUGCUGAAGCUCAAAAAGAAUUGCUGGAGGUAACAGAACUUUUGAAAAGAGGGGGAGAAGGAGAACCUCUUCACAAGAUCAGAAAUCAAGAACAACCAAGAAAAAGUAUCGAAAUAAAGGAGGUUGCUGAUAGUGAUGAAGAGGAGGAGAAAGUAAUGAAAAAAACCAGUGAGCAAGAAAUUCUAAGUAACCCUGAAACUGGACAAGUGGAUUCUGUAAUAAAGAAGAAUGCAUCAACUCGACAAGAAACUUUUGAAAAUUCUCAGCCACUACCAGAAAAAGGAGCUAACUUAAAGCCAAUGAAUGCAUAUGAAUUUGGUCAAGCCUUAAAUUUGUUGCAGGCCAAGAAGGAUCUUGCUGCCUGUGCGGAGCUGCUAAAAAAUGUAGAACCAGAGGACCUACCAUCCAUGAUGAGCAAUAAACUAGACGGUGAUGUGUUCACUAUACUUAUUCAGACUUUGAAAGGACACCUUUUAGAAAAGAACCCCAGCCUUGUGUAUCAGCAUCUUGUUCACCUGUGCAAAACAGAAAGGUUUAAGAUGGUGUCAGUGCUUAUAGGUAAAGAAAGAGAACAAGUGCAACAACUCUUCAGCUGUCUGGCACAAAUGAAAAGUGAUGACUUCACUUCUGAAGAUGUACAAAAUCUAGCAAGAAACUAUGAUGUACAAUGUUAGUUACUUAGCAAGAAUCACAAGGUUAAUAUUUUGUCUGUGCAACUCAGGAGGUUAAAAAUUGUACGGCUUGUGUUACAUACUUGAUUUCCACUUUAUUUUUCCUUGAAAUGAGCAAAUAUUGACCUAGAAAUUAAAUUGCUAAUCUUUUACUUCUUAUCCUUCCCUUUACUGUUUGUUCAAAAGUACACCACCUAAAAGUCCAUCUGUAUAAAACUGUUAAUUAAUGAUUUUUUUUAUUAUUUGUUAGCCUAUGUUGGUUUGCUCUAAAGAAACAUUAAGUAAUUUUCAUUGUCAUGGGCUUCAUUCCUGAAAUAUAAACAAGCAAGCAAGACCUGUUAAUUCUUCGUUCAAAAACAAAAUCCUGCAAAUUCCAGGAAUCUGAAAUAACCUCAAGAAAUGCUGGGAGUAUUCAGGUAGCAUUUAUGACAAAAAACAGGAGUUAAUAACCCAGAUUGUACACUACAAGGAUAGUCAUUACUAAAGCGUACACUGGAAUUAAAUGUCAAAACCAUGUGAAAUUUUGUUACAGCUGACUGUUUAGAAACUUGAAAUUUCUCUGGGCAAUUACCUGACAUUUGGAACCCUUCAAAAGUUCCCCUACUCUGAGUUAAAGUCAGAGACUUUGGAUAGUUCUGACUUACUUACCUCAAACGUUAGACACAAGGAGAGAAAAGGAUUAAAAUCUCUUCCAGUUUCUGGCUAAUUCUGCUAUUGACAACAUCCACGCACCAUAUGCUCCCCACCACCACCACCCCACAUCCCCCAACCACCCCACCACCACCACUCUGGACAACCUACAAACUCCUGUGCAGAUUUGAUUCUCCACCUCUCCUCCUGACCUACGCUAAACCCUUGCCUGCCUACCUGCCACCUUACCCCCUCACUUGCCUUACAAAUUUAUCUUCUGUCAGUAGCUCCCAAGAUAAUUAUGGAGCUUUUAUCUACAGAAGAGGGCAGCUACUGCUGUGGUUUCAAGACAGAACCAUUCCACGGAUGCCUGCAUGGCUUGCCACACUUUACUGAGUAGUUUCAACUGGGAAGGCUCUUGCCCCAAUGGUUCAGACAGAAUACUGCUCUCAAGGUAAGUGGGCAAUAUUUUGUCUGAUUUGUCAGAAAUAGGGAUUCCAACCCAGAUUGGAAGAUUUGGGCCAAUGUUCCAGUGAUGACCUUUCAUCAGAAAGUUGCAAUGAAAAGUCAUUAACAUGAAAUGUUGACUCUUUCUCUCUCUACAGUUAACCAGACUUUGAUACUUCCAGCAUAAUAUUUCUGUGGUUUCUUCAAAUUGAACUGGAGUUCAACAUUUUUUUUGUAUGUUUCAGCUAGUAACACAAAUUCAAUAACCAUUAUUUUUUGCUAUGUUAUAACUUCAACUCUGUUCUACCUCUAGAAAUGUCACCUUGUAAUUUAAUUUUAAAUUUUUACAAAGCUUUAAAUAUAGAAUAGACAGCACUGGUAACUUUUUUUAUACUCCAGAAGUGGUUAUACUCUGAUUAAUAUUAAUCUGGAAUGCAGUAGCUUUUGUUAACAGAUUGCCUGGCCCAGAAUGCUACCUUAUCCCUUGAAUGAGCAGGAAUUAACCUCAGCAAGGGCAAUUAUUUUUUAAAAACUUGAAAUUUGAAUGUAAAACAUAUUUCUUUAGAAUGCAAUAAAUUUGUGCAGAUGAUUUUACUGCUGCAAUAUUUAAAACAUUGUGAUGUUUAAUAACUUGAUGCACUGUAAUGUAUUCUCACAAUUAAGGUCAGGGAAAUACAAACGUUACUUCAGCCCGUUGUAUUUA
Hemiscyllium ocellatum (epaulette shark) is the source of this 4768-nucleotide messenger RNA. RefSeq names its product sperm-associated antigen 1-like. Gene Ontology annotation, cellular component: mitochondrion; cytosol. NCBI's taxonomy places the organism in Eukaryota, Metazoa, Chordata, Chondrichthyes, Orectolobiformes, Hemiscylliidae. Bases 1 to 2991 code for a protein of 996 amino acids. The record is from RefSeq and is a predicted model, not a curated record. The transcript has 18 exons. Gene Ontology annotation, molecular function: heat shock protein binding.